This is a messenger RNA of Purpureocillium takamizusanense, 4094 nucleotides long. RefSeq names its product DNA helicase (gene RAD3). Gene Ontology annotation, biological process: nucleotide-excision repair; positive regulation of mitotic recombination; transcription by RNA polymerase II. The coding region runs from base 116 to 2491 and encodes 791 amino acids. The record is from RefSeq and is a predicted model, not a curated record. Gene Ontology annotation, molecular function: hydrolase activity, acting on acid anhydrides, in phosphorus-containing anhydrides; DNA helicase activity; ATP binding. The transcript has 10 exons. Gene Ontology annotation, cellular component: nucleus. Lineage: Eukaryota; Fungi; Ascomycota; Sordariomycetes; Hypocreales; Ophiocordycipitaceae.
CUGGCUCCAGUGCCAGGCCCCGUUCACGUCACCCAAGAUUCACGUUGCCUCGCUCGUGCACGCUGCCCGCAGAGCCAAGGUCACGCGGGAUACGAUCCCGCAGAAGACCGCAAAGAUGAGAUUUGACAUUGACGGCCUGCCCGUUCUGUUUCCGUAUCCGAGGAUUUAUCCUGAGCAAUAUGCCUACAUGUGCGAUCUCAAGAAAACCCUCGAUGCAGGUGGUCACUGCGUCUUGGAGAUGCCCUCAGGAACAGGGAAGACCGUGUCGCUUCUCUCCCUCAUCGUGGCCUAUCAGCAGCACAUGCCUGAGAAGCGAAAGCUUAUUUACUGCUCGCGGACCAUGUCAGAGAUCGAAAAGGCUCUUGUUGAGUUGAAAGCCUUGAUGAAGUAUCGCGCGGAUCAGCUUGGGUACGAAGAAGACUUCCGUGGGCUCGGUCUCACUAGCCGGAAGAACUUAUGCCUUCACCCCUCCGUGAAGCGUGAAAAGAGCGGCUCUGUCGUCGACGCCCGGUGCAGAAGCUUGACUGCUGGGUUCGUCAAGGAAAAGAAGGAUCGCGGCGAGAGUGUCGACGUCUGCGUAUACCAUGAUAAUUUAGAUCUGCUAGAACCUCACAAUCUGAUACCCAACGGAGUGUGGACCUUCGACGGUAUUCUGCGCUAUGGAGAGGAGCAUAAGCAGUGUCCAUACUUCACUGCACGGCGGAUGAUGCAAUACUGCAACGUCGUCAUUUUCUCAUACCAUUACCUGCUCGAUCCAAAAAUAGCCGAACGGGUCUCCCGAGAUUUUUCUAAAGACUGCAUCGUCGUCUUCGACGAGGCGCAUAACAUCGACAAUGUUUGCAUCGAGUCUUUAAGUACCGACAUCACUGAAGAUUCUUUGAGAAGAGCCACCCGCGGCGCGCACAACCUGGAGCAAAAAAUCUCAGACAUGCGAGACACUGAUCAGGAACAGCUCCAGAACGAGUACCAGAAGUUGGUACAAGGCCUCCGUGAGGCAGACGAAGCGCGCCAGGAGGACGCUUUCAUGUCAAAUCCAGUACUUCCCGAGGACCUUUUGAAAGAAGCCGUGCCAGGCAACAUCAGACGAGCAGAACACUUCGUUGCAUUCCUCAAGAGGUUCAUCGAGUAUCUCAAGACUCGCAUGAAGGUGCGGCAGGUCAUUUCAGAGACACCGCCCUCUUUCUUGGCGCACCUUAAGGAGCACACUUUUAUCGAGAAGAAACCACUCAGGUUCUGUGCCGAGCGCCUGACGUCGCUUGUCCGAACAUUGGAACUCACAAACAUUGAGGACUACCAACCUCUUCAAGAAGUCGCCACUUUUGCCACACUAGUUGCGACGUAUGAGAAGGGGUUCUUACUCAUUCUUGAACCAUACGAAUCCGACACCGCCGAGGUUCCCAACCCUAUUUUACAUUUCACCUGCCUCGAUGCGGCAAUUGCGAUUCGUCCAGUGUUCGAGAGAUUCUACUCAGUGAUCAUCACCUCGGGUACUAUCUCUCCGCUGGAGAUGUACCCUAAGAUGUUGGACUUCUCCACUGUCAUUCAGGAAUCGUACAGCAUGACACUUGCUCGUCGGUCCUUCUUGCCCAUGAUCGUGACCAGAGGCAGCGACCAAGCCUCCAUCUCAACUAGUUUCCAGGUCCGCAACGAACCUAGUGUUGUGCGAAACUACGGCACUCUUCUGACCGAAUUCGCCAAAAUAACUCCCGAUGGUCUGGUUGUCUUCUUUCCGUCUUAUCUCUAUAUGGAGUCCAUCAUCAGCAUGUGGCAGGGCAUGGGCAUUCUAGACGAGGUAUGGAAAUACAAGCUUAUUCUGGUCGAAACGCCGGAUGCGCAGGAGACUUCGUUGGCCCUCGAGACGUACAGGACAGCCUGCUGCAAUGGCAGAGGCGCGAUACUGCUCUGUGUCGCGCGAGGAAAGGUCUCGGAGGGUAUCGACUUCGACCACCAGUACGGCCGUACUGUGCUUUGCAUAGGCGUGCCUUUUCAGUACACCGAAUCAAGAAUCCUGAAGGCCCGGCUCGAGUUCCUGAGAGAGACCUAUCGCAUCAAAGAGAACGACUUUUUGUCUUUUGACGCAAUGCGUCACGCCGCCCAAUGCCUGGGCCGAGUGCUGCGAGGCAAGGAUGACUACGGUAUCAUGGUUCUUGCCGACCGUCGGUUUCAAAAGAAACGGAGUCAACUGCCCAAGUGGAUCAACCAGGGUCUUCUCGACGCCGACGUCAAUCUGAGCACCGAUAUGGCCGUGAGCAGCGCACGGAGGUUCCUUCGCACCAUGGCGCAGCCCUUCCGCGCAAAGGACCAAGAGGGGAUCAGCACGUGGGGCUACCAAGACCUUAGAGAACACAAGGAAAAAAUGGACGCGGAGAGAAAACGCGAAGAGGAGGAGGCGCAGCGUAAUGUGACGGUCAAGGACCUCGCCAGCUUGAACACUUAUGAAUACGACGACGAAGAGCUGGAUCAGGAAAUGAUGGAGUUGGACGACUUCUGAAUUGUCAACCUGAGCAUCCGCCAUUCCCCAAUCGCUACACGACGGCGAUCGAAGCUGAGCUGAGCACUGUCCUGCAAGAGACUGGGUCUCGAUCAAACGACACCUUACAGCAGAUAUCAGAGCGUCAUGGUGUCAGUGGUGCAAUGCUCUAUCAAUUGCUAGAAAGGUGAACCACAGUCAAAUGUACUUUGGACAAGCGCUUUCCAUUCGGCACUGGAAGUGGAGUUGUUAUCAAAACGGCUGGCUACAGCCCCCUUGAACGCCUCGCUUGCUCCUAACAGUUGGUGAGCCUCACGGGUAAAAGGACCAAGCUCACCAUAGCGCGCAUGCUACCUAGACUAUUGGGUAGCGGGGGAAAAACGCUUGCCUGCCUUGACGGCCCUCAGUGCGGGCACGGUGAAGGCUCUACCUGGUCUCCUCGCAAUCUCGAUGCAAAGCAUGCGAAUGAAGUCCUGGUUAGUCCAGUAGCUCGUAUGGGCGCUGAGCAUGUUGAGAUAUUGGAUCUCGAGAGGACCACCUCCCGACUUAAGGAACCAAUCGAUCUGCCCGUUGUCAUUGAGGAGAAGAAAUUUCUUCUCGGCAAUUUCCUCGCGACUGAAGUCAUGAACCUCCAAUUCCAACUGUGAGGGCAGUCGUACUGUUGGCGGCCGUUCUGCUUCCAUAGCGAGGAUAUCGGGGGCCGGGGCCAUGCCUGGAACAACGUUACGUACAGCGUCUCCGAUAGAUUUCAAGAUUGAUGUUGUCGUACUGGGGACGUAGGCAACCUUGAGGCCAGACGCAUACGCCGGGUCCACUGCACCGUUGAGCAGGUAGGCAAUCGGAUCCUCCUUGGCAAGGAUGUUGUAGAUGUUGUCCACGGCCAGGCAUCCGAGGGUGCCCGUUUCUCCGACAACAGACUUUGCAGUAACAUCAGUUGGGUCAGCUCCAGGCUUGCGCUGUCCGCGCCGUGGCACGAGGGUACCGCGCUCGAGCAGAAGGAAAAAUCCAGCGGGGCUACCUAGGAGGAAGAGGUUGCACGUGUCGAACUCGAAGAAGCUUGUUGCGGGCUCGGGUCGCGAGAGGUCAAGCCUUGGCACCCUUGUUGGCUGAUGCGAGAGGAUAUCGAGCGCCAUGGCGCUACCCAGAGAGUGCGCAAUGAGAUGAACUCUUCCCUUCUCGGCGAAGCCAGGAUUGUUCCGGCACCAGAGUCGAUAUACCCGGUUCGCCUCAGACACUAGGGCCUUGAUCAUUUUGCCCUUGUGGUGGGACAUAUAGAAGGGGAUGUCGAACAUGACAUCGGACAUCAUGCUGCGGACGGCUGGGAUGGUGCUCGGUUCAAUGUCUUUCAGUGCGAAAGAGUCGGCGGACCGCGCUGCCUCGUCUUCCUCUCGAACAGGGCCGCCGUCCUCAAAGGACAAACCAGUCCUCCAGUUAAGAGGCAGAAUCAUGAGGCCAUUUUGGUCCUUCCGUAUUAUUUCUCGGACGAGCGGAUUGCUCAUCUCCAAGUUAACGGCUCUUCGGAAGCCAUUGAUGGCAUGGGUAAAAUGGAAGCUCUCCACCCUUUCUGCAAACUUUUGCCCAAUCCCGUGAGCUACAAGAAUCAGGUCGGUGACUUGAUUGUCGC